AUGCCGCCACAAAACUAUGGCACUGAGUUAACAGCCACAACAGCAGGCAGAUUCUUUCGUGUAGAUUCAAGCCAAGAGGCCUUACAAUACGUCACUGAUAUCAGCUCUGAAGAAAUCUUCCUACUCGAUCAAGACUGGCGGCUAUUCCAAAGCGACUUUGAGUGUCCUAGAAAUAUGAUGGGGCCUAGCGUUCAAUCUGGCGUCCAUCUACCGGCAGAACAGGAUGACGGCGAUGUAGAUGACAUUAAAGAUGCUGGGCUGUUUACUCUUCUUCGACGGACCAGUGGAGGAGUAUUAGGCGCUGACAAUGACGACGACGAGAUGAAGGAGGAAAUAGUUGAGGAAAAAGAUGAAAAGGAUGAUGACAAUGAAGGUAAGGAUAAAGAUGUGUCCAUCGCUGAGAACCGAACAAGGCUGAAGAGUGUAACUAAGAGGGAUGAGGAAAUGGAGUCUGAUACGGUGAGACGAUUGAGCCCGGCCGGAAGGGCAAAGCUGUUAUCUACUAAAAUUAGGCAUAAAUCUUAUGCCAGAGAUGAGUUGACAAGGUCAACUGAUGAGGCCUCAACAGCCCAAAGAGUCCGAGCUCUUCCGUUCUGGUCGACAAAAGAACUCUGCCCUGGCCCCAGCCUCGCCCGGCGGCGACCCCGUCUGCAGCGUGCG
Protopolystoma xenopodis is the source of this 660-nucleotide messenger RNA. NCBI's taxonomy places the organism in Eukaryota, Metazoa, Platyhelminthes, Monogenea, Polystomatidea, Polystomatidae. The record is from the annotation of a GenBank genome assembly.